GAAUUAGCUACCCUUUUUGAAGAGGCUGAUGCUGAUACGUCGGGUUAUAUUGAUUUUGAUGAGUUUGUUACUAUGAUGAUAAUAUAUAUACUAGAAUCAAGAGAGCAUCCAAAUAGAUUCCAUCGUGAUAGGACAUCAGUAUUCGAUAAUA
This is a messenger RNA of Perkinsus marinus ATCC 50983, 151 nucleotides long. RefSeq lists its product as hypothetical. The annotation marks the transcript as partial. Gene Ontology annotation, molecular function: calcium ion binding. The transcript has a single exon. NCBI's taxonomy places the organism in Eukaryota, Perkinsozoa, Perkinsida, Perkinsidae. The record is from RefSeq and is a predicted model, not a curated record.